AUGGAGUCCAAUGCUGAGCAAUUGAUUCACCGGUGGUUGGAAAAGGUCUCGGAAGGCCCUCCACCGGAGCCGCACUGUGAUCGCUUGGAUACCACAGAUUUAGACCUCCAUGGGGGCCUUCCCAUUGCUCUCGAGCCAACUGAUACUGGCGCAGUCAUUCGUUGGCCAAGAAUCAACAAACGACAUCGAGAAGGAGACCCAGACUCUGGACAACAGAUACUCCAGCAGAGCACGGGCAAUCAGUACUCGAAAAGACCACGACGGAAGACUCGAGAAGACAAAUAUGAGUACAAGCGGCCAGGGUCUCCGAAGAAACGAGUUGCGCGAUCACACAAGGACAAAGUGAAACGGACGCGGACGAGUAGAAAGCAUACGAUAAGCGAUGCGUUUCAUGCAUCUAACGUUGCUCGAGAGAGGCUCACACUUCACAAUACUAUGAACAUGGGUAUAUUUAGUAAAGGGAAAGCGUCAUCUCCGAUCAAAAUCUGUGAUGUUCCUAAAAUUUCCUUCUCUGAAACUCAAUUUCUGACUCGGCAAGAUCGAGGGCCAUUAGAGACAGGGACGGGUACGGGUAUGGCUUUUGACAAGUCCCCUCUGCAGAAGAAGCUGAGUGGUCAACAUCCACGCCCGAAGACCUCACAUUAUUUCUUCCGUGAGCCCCCAAAGCUGGCGAGCAACGAGCCACCACUUGUCUACCACGAAGAGUCACCACUGCACACCACCCUCGGAGAUCAACUGUAUCCCUCAAAGUCACAAGGUAUUGUUCCAUCUCCUUCGACGGCAGCACCUGCUGCUCAAGACAGGCUUCAUGAUUUGCAGAGCCAAUUACCACCACACUCUGUUGAGAGAUCUCACUCUCCAACACCUUAUUCUUGGUCUAUCAGUGAUAGGCGGGGGUCACAGCAAAGCAGAGAGGUUGAGGAUCGGCUGCUGAAGAUUCUACAUACCGGUCUAUCUCCACGACAACUUGCAAAUUCUAGAGACUCUGGAGGCUCCAGAAGCGGAUACUGCACUAUUCAGGAUCUGAGGAGUCUUCUCGAAAGUCAAAAGGCCUAUUGGCAAACACAGACGAGUCCGGAGAUCCAGUCCCUUGAUGGAGUUACGACCCAUCUUGCUAAUCGCGAGUCGAGUGUGAUGGUGACCGGCACUGUGCAAAGCCCCAUAAAACCCGCUUUGUCGCAGUUCAAGGACUCAGAGACCGGUCCAAGGAGUAAUAACAGGGCAACCAACCAUGAAAAGCCCUUGGAUGAACUAUUUCGCAGCCCGCAGCCCAAUCAGCUUCACAGCCACGAGGGCAAUGUGUCAGAGAAGGAUUUCCUGGCAUCCCAACCGCCUCUUCCAGCUCGCGUUGGCGCAGAGUCAGUGGAACCGGGUGCUGAGGACGACUUUAUAUUUUUCCAGGAACUCGAUGCAGCAUAUUGCGCUAUACUCGAGCCGAAGGGUGCAAACGAUGGCCCUUUGGGACAAACAUCAAUGGUGGAGAAUGAACCACAUCGACCACAAGUGCAACAUACACAGAGGGAAGACCAUCUUUCCCAUCAAAAAAGACAUCUAUCGCUUUCCGUUCUCUUCUUCCACCAGAAGAUUUGGGAGCGUGUCCUCGAAACAACUCCACAAUAUCGAGACCCUCGGAACUCAUCUCGUCUCUCUUGGCACCUGUUCCUCUAG
Molecule: messenger RNA, 1668 nt
Organism: Penicillium cataractarum
Lineage: Eukaryota; Fungi; Ascomycota; Eurotiomycetes; Eurotiales; Aspergillaceae
Exons: 5
Coding region: 1-1668 (555 amino acids)
Source: RefSeq, a predicted model, not a curated record